Messenger RNA from Ctenopharyngodon idella (grass carp), 1448 nucleotides. Its product is annotated as histone H2B. Gene Ontology annotation, cellular component: nucleosome. The coding region runs from base 14 to 388 and encodes 124 amino acids. NCBI's taxonomy places the organism in Eukaryota, Metazoa, Chordata, Actinopteri, Cypriniformes, Xenocyprididae. The transcript has a single exon. The record is from RefSeq and is a predicted model, not a curated record. Gene Ontology annotation, molecular function: structural constituent of chromatin; DNA binding; protein heterodimerization activity.
UUUAAAAAGUAUCAUGCCUGAACCAGCAAAGUCCGCGCCUAAGAAGGGCUCCAAGAAGGCCGUCACCAAGACCGCCGGUAAGGGAGGAAAGAAGCGCAAGAGGUCCAGGAAGGAGAGUUAUGCUAUCUACGUCUACAAAGUCCUGAAGCAGGUUCAUCCUGACACCGGUAUCUCUUCCAAGGCGAUGGGCAUCAUGAACUCUUUCGUCAACGACAUCUUCGAGCGCAUCGCCGGUGAGUCGUCUCGUCUCGCUCACUACAACAAGCGCUCCACCAUCACUUCUAGAGAGAUCCAGACCGCCGUGCGUCUGCUGCUGCCCGGAGAGCUGGCCAAACACGCCGUGUCCGAGGGUACCAAGGCAGUGACCAAGUACACCAGCUCCAAGUGAGGUGUGAUGUGACUUUAACCAACCUAAAGGCUCUUUUAAGAGCCAUCCAUCUCUUAGUUAAAGAGCUUUUGUUUGUAGAAUUUGUUGUAAACGGAUAUCAAGUAUCGAAAAUUGAGAUUGAAAUAAGUGGAUUUUCUAAAGUAUCUUAUAAAAUUCAAUUCGAGUUUAAUACAAAGCUAUAGUUUUCGUUGUUAUUCAGCGACAGUUACUCGUUUUUUUUUUUUUUUUUUUUUUUUCUUCGUUAUUUCGGGGGGAAAAAAGUUAAUCCAGGUAAAUUAUGGGGUUGGAAUGACGUGGAUAAAGGUUUUCAGUUUUGGACAAAUUAUUAAUUUAAAUACACAGGUGAAAUCUCAAUUUUAGCUCUCAAAAGUUCCAAAUCGUGUACUUUUAUUGCUGUUAAAGCUCUUCAAAACUUGAGCUAAUUAGUAACACUUACUACAUCAUGAGAGAUCUGCAUAUUAAUGGGAAUUAAGUUUACUAUAUGCAUUUACAAAGCAUGUGAUAUAAGGUUCAUUACUGUGGACCGGAGCAUUUGGGCAAAAGUAAGUUGAUUUCUGAUUAAUUUUAAUAGUCUACCCUAAUAAAACAGUUUAGUGAAAUUCACUUGCCAGGAGGGUGUUUUUACAAUAAAUUCUAAUCUUUCAAUCUUUGGAUUUCUCAUUGUCAGCUUAUUAUGGACUAAUGCACUGCAGCUGUCUGAAAAUGUUUUUUAAUAAAGUAUCUUCCAACUAACCUGUCAAAUGAUGAUGACUGAAGAACACUAAGGAGAACUCUGAAUAUUACACUGCUCUCAUGCAGCUAUUAUGAUGCUAACUGAAAGAAAUUAAGUUGUCAAAUAUUGGUGGUGAUAUAGCAUGAGAGGUUUUUGAGCAAUUUUAUGUAGGCCGAUCACUUUUGACCUGGAACACCACAAGUGUGAUUUUGCACCAAAUAAAAUCAUUUCAAAACAAGCUUCCUAGUUACACAUUAAAGCACAUUAGUGUGAAAAAUUGUAAAGAAUAUAUUAAUUUCAUUCAAUUUUGCCAAAAUUUCUCUUAAAUGUUUUUUUUUCAGUCAACAA